Molecule: messenger RNA, 1690 nt
Organism: Aaosphaeria arxii CBS 175.79
Lineage: Eukaryota; Fungi; Ascomycota; Dothideomycetes; Pleosporales
Exons: 1
Coding region: 490-1401 (303 amino acids)
Source: RefSeq, a predicted model, not a curated record
CUUUCGUCGUCUUCUACUCUCCGUCUCCCCCAUUCGACCAUCACCACGCAUCUCCCAUACACAUACACACACAUACGCACACGCACACGCACACACAUUUCCGACCUGACCAGCACUCUGUGGCUAAUUAGGUCCUCCGACCUGCAAUUCCUGCAUUGCUGCCUAUAGUAUCUUCAUUCCCUCCUCCCCCACGAUAAGCCAAGCCGUCACAGGGCCUGACUUGUAAAUACUUCGCACAUCCCGCCCAAUUCCUCGUCGCUCAGACACCUUUCUGUCAACACUUCCAAGUCACCUCUGGAAAAUGAUACUGUCCGCGAAAUUCUUCUCUCACAUAACCAAAUUCAAACCCGACAUUCGGCACCUUAUACCUUAAAGGAAUUCCGAAUCACCCAAUAAAUACAUUGUUCUCACCCACCACCUAUUGACGUACCGCACCUUACGCCAGCCCUGCGGAUAAUCGUCCGGUGAACACCACCACACCACCACAUCAUGACGACCCACGAUACUUUACCAACUCACGCCUUUAUGAACGGGUAUCACCCGUCUUCGCCGCCUAUCACGCCUGGCUCACGGACGCAUUCCCGCUACCCGCCGCAAACCAGCCAUACCUCACCUUUAUAUAAGAAUAUGGGUAUCGCUUCGCCUCCGCUGGAAUACAUUGAGCCUAUCGGGCAUGGCCCACAAUUCCACUUCAGAAGGCCGCCUUCGAAGGAUCGUUCUUCCCAGCCCUCGGUGGCCUCCGGGUUAGCUCACGCUGCAACGCCCGAGGAGACCGAGGAUGAGUACGAUUCUGACGAUGAAAGUGUCUACGAAGUGCCGGCUCGCCUGGUUGAUAGGCCCGAUUUCGUGCUUGAAGAGUUCGACAGUGACUCGGACGAUGAUGACAUUGAAGUUCUUCGCCCGUACCAAUGCGAAGAUGCCCGAAGCGAGAAGAGCGGAGGGAAACUGGAAGAGAAUGGAUUCCUCAACAAGUUCAUGGAGAUGAACUGCCAAGUAGGAUCCUCGGAUGAGGAAGAGCAAGAGCGAAGUUAUAGACGGAAGAAGAAAAGAUGGAGUGCUGGCGUAUUCAAGAGAAGCCACAGCCAAAGUGUUGAGGGAGAGAGCAGUUAUUCCGAUAACGAUCCGCUGGAUGAUGUCGAUUUGACAGCUCGUCGACUCCGCCGCCGUGUCCGUGGUCCAGGUGACAGGAGAGAGUCUCUUGUCUUCAUCGACAGGGGAUUCUCGAACUCUAACAAUAUUAUGGAGGUGGAAGAGCCUGACGAGCACGGCAUACCACAUACGAGAGGGCCACCAUCGAUCCCUUCCGACGAUGGAUUCACGCUCGACGAACUGCCGUUUUGGUUCGCAGAUGAGCCAGUCCUGAUCGAGUCGUCAAGCGAAUCUUCAGACGAGUCCUCCUAGCGCUCUGUGAGCCUAGCAGUAUGUGGUGGCUAUACUAGAUCCUUCGCGGAUUUGGUGUUGCGCGACGCCUCGUCCUGUUUCUUCAAAACCUUUCCCCAUUGUCCAGUGGCCGCUGGGCAAGGAUUUCUUUUUUCUAAAAUCUCUUCAUGUGUUUACGAGGCUACGAAACGUUUAUUGAGACAUUCCAAUUUUAUCAACUGCAUCCUGUUUUCUUUCUAAGCGCAUGCCAAUGUGUUAUCGCAAAGUAGUGAUUAUGUGUCGUAUAGAGAUCCUGAGCAGGCAUGGUUGC